Messenger RNA from Telopea speciosissima, 2959 nucleotides. RefSeq lists its product as uncharacterized. The coding region runs from base 1 to 2898 and encodes 965 amino acids. Gene Ontology annotation, cellular component: plasma membrane. NCBI's taxonomy places the organism in Eukaryota, Viridiplantae, Streptophyta, Magnoliopsida, Proteales, Proteaceae. The record is from RefSeq and is a predicted model, not a curated record. The transcript is spliced from 8 exons. Gene Ontology annotation, biological process: protein phosphorylation; cell surface receptor signaling pathway. Gene Ontology annotation, molecular function: protein serine/threonine kinase activity; ATP binding; polysaccharide binding.
AUGACCUUAUCCCGGAAGAACUUCGCCACGUUCUUCUCAGUGAUGGUUGCCAAGGGCUCCGUCUUGACCCACUUGGUGAAUCAUAAAUCUUAUGAUUGUGGUCCAAAUAGCUAUUGCUCUGAUUCAACCAAUGGCCGUGGAUAUCGGUGUAACUGCAACAAUGGUUUUGAAGGCAACCCUUAUCUCCCUCAAGUAGGAUGCCAAGAUAUAGAUGAAUGUGAAAAUGGGCACAACAAUUCUUGCCAUCACAAUGCUAAAUGCCAUAAUACGAUUGGGAGUUAUAACUGCUCGUGUCAAAAAGGAUAUCAUGGCGAUGGUUGGAAAAAUGGGACUGGCUGUACUGAGUACCAAGGCAAGAUUCCAUGGAUAAAAACUAUUUCAGGUGUUGGUGUGGGAUUUAUAUUUAUAUCUGUAUGUUUUUGUUUUUCAUACUGGGGAAUUCAACGGAGAAGAAUCAUCAAACGUAGAGAAAGAUUCUUUCAACAAAAUGGAGGUUUGCUAUUGCAACAACAAAUUGCUUCACGUAGGGGUGUCACAGAUAUUGCCGGGAUUUUUACCCUAGAACAACUCGAGAAAGCAACCAACAACUUUGAUGAGAGCCGAAUACUUGGCCAAGGAGGGUUUGGUACAGUUUUUAGAGGAAUCUUAUCAAAUGGCAGAGUAGUGGCUAUUAAGAAAUCCAAAAUAAUGGAUAAAGGCCAAAUUAUACAAUUUAUCAAUGAGGUUGAUAUCCUUUCUCAAAUCAACCAUAGAAAUGUGGUGAAACUCUUGGGUUGUUGUUUAGAAACAGAGGUUCCAUUGUUGGUUUACGAGUUCAUCUCUAAUGGAACCCUCUUCCAACAUAUCCAUAACGAGAAUCAAGCAGUGUCUAUUUCAUGGGCAAAUCGUUUAAGAAUUGCCGCGGAAACAGCUGGAGCAUUGGGGUAUUUGCAUUCUGCUCACUCAAUACCCAUCCUCCAUAGGGAUGUCAAGUCUUCCAAUAUACUUUUAGAUGAUAAUUAUAUGGCUAAAGUAUCUGAUUUUGGAGCUUCAAGAUUGACUCCUUUGGAUCAAGCUCAGGCCACAACAUUAGUUCAAGGGACCUUAGGUUACUUGGACCCAGAAUGCUUUUAUACAGGUCGACUUAUCGAUAAGAGUGAUGUUUAUAGCUUUGGCGUUGUCCUUGUCGAGCUUUUGACCAGGAAAAAUCCAAUUCGAUCAGAAUUGUCUGAGGAAAGUGAAGGCCUUGCAAUGCAUUUUGUUUCUUCAGUGAAAGAUAACAAUCUUUUUCAAAUUCUUGACUACCAAGUAGUGAAUGAGGGAAAUAGAGAACAAUUAGUGGCAGUUGCUGAACUUGCAAGAAGAUGCCUGAAGGUUAAAGGAGAAGAUAGACCAACAAUGAAAGAAGUUGCAAUGGAGCUUGAUUCAUUGAGGAUGUUGUAUGAGCACCCAUGGAUACAACAUAAAUAUGAAGAAAGUGAAAGAUUUCUUGGUGAGCCAUCAACAAGUUCUACUACCAAUGGGAUGUUCAUUAGAGUUGCAGUAGUAGCCAUGGCGGUUCCUCCACCACCACUAGCCUUGCCGGGUUGCCAGGAGAAAUGCGGAAAUGUGAGCAUACCUUACCCAUUUGGCGUCACAGAAGGAUGCUUCAAGCAUCCUGGAUAUCAAAUUACAUGCGAGGCCAAGAAUGACAGCACCGGCCGCCUCAAACCCUAUCAUUUUAAUGGUACACGUGAGGUUUUUCAGAUCUCAUUAUUGGAAUCCCAUAUCAUACGGGAAGGUGUUGGUGCAGGAUUUAUAUUUGUACCUGUAUGUUUUUGUUUUUCAUAUUGGGGAAUUCAACGGAGAAGAAUCAUCAAACGUAGAGAAAGAUUCUUUCAACAAAAUGGAGGUUUGCUAUUACAACAACAAAUUGCUUCACGUAGGGGUGUCACAGAUAUUGCUGGGAUUUUUACCGUAGAACAACUCGAGAAAGCAACCAACAACUUUGAUGAGAGCCGGAUACUUGGCCAAGGAGGUUAUGGUACAGUUUUUAGAGGAAUCUUAUCAAAUGGCAGAGUAGUGGCAAUUAAGAAAUCCAAAAUAAUGGAUAAAGGCCAAAUUAUACAAUUUAUCAAUGAGGUUGAUAUCCUUUCUCAAAUCAACCAUAGAAAUGUGGUGAAGCUCUUGGGUUGUUGUUUAGAAACAGAGGUUCCAUUGUUGGUUUACGAGUUCAUCUCUAAUGGAACCCUCUUCCAACAUAUCCAUAACGAGAAUCAUGUAGUGUCUAUUUCAUGGCGAAACCGUUUAAGAAUCGCCACUGAAACAGCUGGAGCAUUGGGGUAUUUGCACUCUGCUCAUUCAAUACCCAUCCUCCAUAGGGAUGUCAAGUCUUCUAAUAUACUUCUAGAUGAUAAUUACAUGGCUAAAGUAUCUGAUUUUGGAGCUUCAAGACUGACUCCUUUGGAUCAAGCUCAAGCCACAACAUUAGUUCAAGGGACCUUAGGUUACUUGGACCCAGAAUGCUUUUAUACAGGUCGACUUAUUGAUAAGAGUGAUGUUUAUAGUUUCGGCAUUGUCCUUGUCGAGCUUUUGACCAGGAAAAAUCCAAUUCGAUCAGAAGGAUCUGAGGAAUGUGAAGGCCUUGCAAUGCAUUUUGUUUCUUCAAUAAAAAAUAACAAUCUUUUUCAGAUUCUCGACUACCAAGUAGUGAAUGAGGGAAAUAGAGAACAAUUAGUGGCAGUUGCUGAACUUGCUAGAAGAUGCCUGAAGGUUAAAGGAGAAGAUAGGCCAACAAUGAAAGAAGUUGCAAUGGAGCUUGAGUCAUUGAGGAUGUUGUAUGAGCACCCAUGGAUACAACAUAAAUACCAAGAAAGUGAAAGCUUUCUUGGUGAGUAUCAACAAGUUCUACUGCCAAUGGAACUCGUCAAGAGUAUUUAGGGGAUUCUAUCAUGCUAGCAUCAAAUAUUGAUUGUUGAAUGUUCAACACUAGCAGAUGAUC